AACCUAAUUUUCCACAAAUUACAACUUUAUUGUUUUGUUUGUUUCUCAUAAUACUACAACUUUUUCUUUACUUUAUGCUACUAAAAUGACAGUUUUAGUAGCUGUUAAAACACACGAAUACGUUUGUAAAAUACCGAUGAAAACGUUUAAAUUGGAUUCAAAUUUGAAAUGGUUCGCCAGCCCCUCGUUUGUUGACUUUAAACACUUAGCAUGUUGUGUAAUAUUUCCCCAACGCUUUCUAUCGAGAACAUGCUGGUAUGGUCUCUCCACGAGGGCGGAAGACGCCUCAGGAAUCCCUCUCUCUUCACCAUAUUAGGUCAAUGACGUCACGUCACGUGGUGGAUUCCGCGAGAGAUUCCAGGCAACCAUUAUUUCCCGUAAGUGGGGAGGGGGCGUGGCGAAACUAUCUUGCCGCUUUAAGACUUUACAACGACACGAUCGUUCCCAGACUUUGGCUCGUAGAUGCGUGACUAAGCGCGAUGUGUUGCAUGAGAGACAUUUUUAAACAUUGAAGGACGACCGGGGAGAAAAAAAAAGCCGCCAUUUCCUUCCCGACCACCCCUUGGAUUCGUAGCCGUUUGGACUCGACCGACUUCGUCUGUACCUCCGGCUUCGCUGUCACUUUGAACCGCCACACAAACUGAAAGUUACUUUUUUGCUAGCUAGCUAGCAACGAGGAGUAUAUAAUCCACGUCCGGGACCGCUUUUAUUUUAUUUAUUUUUUAAAUUUGAAUUAAUAUCAACAAAGAGGAUGUACAGGAACUUAGGGGGCCACGGAAGAGGCGACCCAGCCUACCCGGGAGGCGCUUCUGGGUCUAAUUCUGCUUCCCUGGAAAGCACGACUAGCACCAACACUACACAGCCGGAACAGAAAUACACCAUGGCGGGCAGCAGCCACUUCAUACCAAGCCUCAACGCCAUCACCACCAACCAGGACCUCCAGUGGUUGGUCCAGCCCUCCCUAAUGCAUCCGCCCGGUCCCUCGCCAUCUCCGGCGCCACCCUACCCGUCGCCGUCCCUCUCCGGGGCGCGCCCGCCACACUCCCAUUUCAUCAGGCCGGGGGUCAUAAGGGCAAGCGCCAACACGGCAACCGUUUCCACGCGACGCAGGAUGGACGAACACUUGUCUCAAGAGGAGCUGGAGAGGCGAAGGCUAAGACGAGAGCGGAAUAAGCUGGCUGCAGCAAAAUGUCGCAAUCGGCGUCGGGAGCUGACGGAUUCGCUGCAAAACGUAAGCCUGGCUUUUCGGGAUCACCGCAAACACAGUCCAACUUCCAAUUAGUCGGUAGAAAGCUCCUCACUGACUGGCCUGCCAACAUGUACACAUUUAGAGUAGUCAACAUCCAAUGUAACGCAUGGAUACGGGAAUGCUCUCAUGGUUGGAGAAAUAUUUUAAAUCAGGCGGUCCUACAUGGAGACACGACAGAAACCGAUCUGG
Doryrhamphus excisus (bluestripe pipefish) is the source of this 1438-nucleotide messenger RNA. The record is from RefSeq and is a predicted model, not a curated record. Lineage: Eukaryota; Metazoa; Chordata; Actinopteri; Syngnathiformes; Syngnathidae.